UUGAACAGACGGAGAGCAGCCGAGCAGUCAGGCUGAGCAGAGGAUUAUUAUCAAAGACUUGCCGCUACUCCUCCAUCAAGUUAUGGAUAUUUUUUAAAGCUCUUGAUGAAGUUAUUAAGUUGUAAAUGAUGAGUUCUCAUGUUAUCACCCCUGGACCGUAUCGAGCCACGAAACUGUGGAAUGAGGUGACCCGUUUGUUUCGGGCCGGCAUGCCCCUCAGAAAACACCGGCAGAACUUCAGACACCACGCCUCCUGCUUCACGGCCUCUGCCGCCGUGGACUGGCUGCACCAGCUGCUCCGGAACAACAGCAACUUCGGCCCCGACGUCACAAGGCAGCAGACGGUGCAGCUCCUGAAGAAGUUUCUGAAGAACCACGUGAUCGAAGAUGUGAAGGGUCGCUGGGGCACGGAGGAUCUGGAGGACAACGGAACGCUCUACAGAUUUCCCUCCACCUCUCCUCUGAAGACCAUUCCCCGUGCAGCUCCAACCUCAGCCUCCCGCUCCAUCAAGAAGCGGCCUUCAUUCAGGGACAAGGACGUUUUCUUCAAGUUUAGGAGUAUCAAGAAGCACGACAAGGAGACACAGGAAAAUGUAGAUCCUGCCCUCCAAGGAGGCGGAGAGAAUCAGCCAAUGGGAGAGCAGCAGGUGCCGAGACGAGAGCUGACAGUAGAGGAUGAGCAGGAGAUCUGGAGAGACACCACCCUGACCCACCUGCAGAGGAUUCUGGGAGUUGCGUCUCUUGAUGAAGUUUUGGACCAGCGGUACAUAAACCCACAGAACAUCAUCCACAAUAUGACCAAAGUCAACAAGCACGGGGUGGUUACUCUGGACGACAAGACAAAUGAUCUGCCUCACUGGGUUUUGUCUGCCAUGAAGAGCCUGGCCAACUGGCCCAAGUACGACCGCGAGCAGCCGUCCUAUCCCGGCUUUGAGAGAGACGUCUUCAAAACGGUGUCUGAUUACUUCUACAGCCUCCCGCAGCCGUUACUCACAUACGAGCUGUAUGAACUGUUUAUCAACGUCCUGGUGUUUUGUGGGUACGUUGCAGCGCCCGCCACACACCAACGCGGGAAACGAAAGAAGCAUGACCUCCCCUCGGCGCCUCCUCCGGCCAAAGCGUCUUUCCGCUCCACAGAGUGUCUCCUCCUGUCGCUGAUCAGACAGGGGACAUGCGACGAGACCGAGUCGCCCAUGAGCGACGUGCUCGGCGGGAAGCUUCAGUCCCGGCUGGCGGCGCUGAAAGGAGGUGGCGGUCAGCUUGGCGGUCAGCUUGGCGGUCAGCUUGGCGGUCAGCUUGGCGGCAGCUGCAUCAGCCUGAGUACAGUUGUUUCUAUGAGGCCUCAAUCCAGGAGCUUUUCUAUGGAAACUAUCCUAGACAACUCUGCCCCUCUCACCCGGCAACAGCUUUUUCUCUCCAACGAAAGCCUGGCGUCCUGCGCCCGGAGCUACAGAAGCCAGGAAGACAGCCCUGCAGUCACAACGGCACGCUCUCAUACAGACUUCACAUCAGUUAUUCCUGAAACUGCUUCAGGAGUUGAAACCAGAAAUAGACUGUCUGUGGCGUCUUUCACAGGCGCGUCAGUAACACAUAGGCUGCGUUCUUCACGGCCUCGCAGCGUGGGCAGCUGCCUGGACAUUGUCGUGGAAACAAGAGAGGAAGAGGUGAAGGAAACGAGCAAGUUGCAAGACCGAGCAGCCAGCUGCCUCAACGUGAACACUCCUGCACUCCAGCAUCACUCCGCCUCCUCUUCAUCACGCUGCCCCUCGCUUUCCUCCUUACACCCUCCCGCUUUCUCCUAUCACCCCCUCUCCUCCUUCUCCUCAUCUGCUGCCGCCGAAGCACAAGGGUCGCACGCUGCCGCAGCACCCGUUGGACCCAGACCCGCCGCCAGCACCUCUAAUCUUAGGACGCUCUCUGCGCCCGCUGUUGUCCGGCGCUGCCUCAGCUCUCUGGAUGUGUCGAAGCCGUCUCGACUCGUCUCGCUGCUCAAACCGCCUGUCUGUGUGCCCGCCAGCAGCUCCCAGCCCACUCAAAGCAAACCUGAGCCAAGCCUCCUCCGGCCUCACUGUGAGCGUGUAGCCAUCGAGGCCCUGCAGCUCUGUACGCUCCUCCUCCCCCCCACCUCCCGCAGGAAAUUGCAGUUACUCAUGAGGAUGAUGUCACGCAUCAGCCAGAACGUGGACAUGCCCCGCCUCCACCCCGCCAUCGGCACACGGACACUGAUGGUUCACACGUUCUCCGGCUGCGUCCUGGGCAGCGCUGAGGAGUGUGAUCUGGACGAGCUUCUGGCUACAAGACUGGUUUCAUUCCUAAUGGACCAUCAACAGAGCAUCCUGUCGGUCCCCGAGUACCUGCUCAGUGCCAUCAAUGACCACAUACAGUACCUGCGUGCAGUACAGGUCCCGGUCGAUGGUGUUACUAACGCUGAUGUUGGCGAUCCAGUUUGCGCUCCAAUGCCGAUCUACGCGUUUUGCCAUCAGAUCAGCGGCGCCGAGUUCGAACAGCAAAAAGCGGAAUCUUCUCAAAAAGCCAUGGAGGAGCUGCUGGAGAUCCUGCUGACAGACCAACGCCUGAGUGAGAAGGACAGACGCAAGAAACUGAAACAGUUUCAGAAGCAGUACCCGGACAUCUACAGCCGACGGUGUCCCUCCUCAGACAGGGAAAACAACAAACCAAAGAUUAAACCGCCGCUCCUCAGCAUCAAGAAGACCAAAGCUUUCAGCAUCAGGAACUAAAUUAACUGUACAGGUGACGCCUUUAUAGAAGCCUCAGCUCUUCACAUCAUUAUAACUGCACUCUGGUACUAAGACGUUGGAAAACUGACUUCUCUUUGCAGCAUUUAUCUUUUCCUUGUUACAUUGGAAAUGCUUACACUCCUGUUGUGUGUCAUGUAUGAGCUGAUAUGUAACUUCUGGAGGACUUCUACAAUUGUAUAAGUGUGUGUUAAUGUGUGUGUGUGUGUGUGUGUUGACAGCUGAGUAUAAUGAAGGCAACACCAUGUUUAAAUACAUGUUUUAAUGAAGCAGGGUUUUUUCUUCUGAAAUAUAGUUGUUAUAGUUACACAAGUGUUUUCUCUUUAGCCUUUAUCUUCCUCUCUCAGCUGUCGCCUGUUUUGCUCGCUGAUACUGACCUGUGUGUGUGUGUGUGUGUGUGUGUGUGUGUGUGUGUGUGUGUGUGUGAUUGUGAAGCUGUUUUCACACAUGCACUCCUGAAAAUUGCAGGACAGCCUGCCCCUGAAAUCCUCCCUAGUUGCCCAUUGGGUUAUUCACAUCUGUCCCUCACAGCGAGAAGAACCCGCUGCAUCCUUACAUCAGCUCGCCCUGACUUCAUGUGGAGAUUCACACACAUGCAGCACACCCAGGAGUUUUGGUGCGUGUGUGAAAACGGCUUUAUUGUGUGUAAGAAACAACUUGGGAGAAAAAAUAUGCAAUUGUGAGAUCACUGGUUCACCUGGGAAAUGAUUAGACUUUAGAUUUGUCUUUAUUUAUACAAACAAUGAUGGUGGGAGACGUGUUAGAUGUGUGUUUACUCGAAGAGUUUCUUUUCAUGUUUUUAGAUACUUUACUAAACAUUUUAUAUCUUUGUGUCUGAAGUUUUAUUUUAAACUCAUUCUGAGCCUUUUUGUUUCUUACUCAAACUUUUUAUUCUUAUCCUUUUGAUUUUCCUCUUUUGCCUCCAAUGUGAUUGUGUUUUUUUAUUUCUAUCUGGAUAUUUUGAAUUUUAAGAUCUUAGUUUUUUCUUCGUUUUCUAUUUCGUUUGUCAUGUUUAACCCAUCCCUGAUUAGAGCUUUGGCUAGAGUGAUAUUUUGCACUGGAUUUAGAAAAGUUAGCUCACGUAUCACCAUAAAAAGUUAAUUUAUAAAUAUUUAAUUCUCCCUUCAGAAGGUUAAACUAAGCCCCCGUCAUGUCAAGCUUGACUUAAAUUGUCUCACUGUCUUUUUUUUUCUAUUUAUCCUAUAUGAAGUAUUAGUGCUAGUCUGGUGUGUGUUGAUACCUCAGAUCAGAUGUCCAUCUGUGCACUCAUCAGUUUUACCCUUCAUGUACAUUGUUUACUAUGCAAACCCUGGGAAAUAAACAUGUUCAGCUGUUCUAUUUAAA
Molecule: messenger RNA, 4100 nt
Organism: Labrus mixtus (cuckoo wrasse)
Lineage: Eukaryota; Metazoa; Chordata; Actinopteri; Labriformes; Labridae
Gene: depdc1
Product: DEP domain containing 1a
Exons: 12
Coding region: 126-2738 (870 amino acids)
Biological process (GO): intracellular signal transduction
Source: RefSeq, a predicted model, not a curated record